AUGGCGAAGACUGCCGAGGAGUCCGGUGCAUCCUGCGACGAGGCAGAGGUGGUUUGGAGCUCUGCCACCGAGGUAGAGCGACGAAGCGACCGGCAGUUUCAGCGCUUGGUGCGGAGUCUGGAGAGUCGGCCGGUGAUGGAUGUGGCCGUGUCAAGGUCCGCUGAGGUGCAUGCUUUCCUUGCGCUGGUCUGCUGCAUGCUGUAUCUCUACUACUGCAGCCUGGCAUCACCGCACAGCGAAGAAACCAUGCAUCGGGCAUGGAUGGAUCAGCUUCGCCGUUCCCUGCCCCACUUGGUGGCGCUGUACCUCUGCGUGGGGAUGCUUGCGUUCCCUUCAGGUCCCUUUGUGCGACCCCACCCUGCCUUUUGGAGAGCCAUGUUUGGCCUCUCGCUGCUGUACCUCCUCACCUUGUGCUGCUUGCUCUUCCUCAGCGCGGAGGAGAUCCGGCAGCUGCUCCACCGGUUCGACCCGACGCUUGGGGUCAGCUCCAAGCUCCCAGACUACGCCACCCCGGAGAUGUGCGUGCUGAAUGCCGCCAAUCUCUGGGGGAAGAUGGACAUCUUCAUCCCCGCGCACGCCAUCGGCUGGAUGAUCAAGGGCCUGCUGGUGCGGGACCGCUUCCUCCUGUGGACCAUGUCCGUGGGCUGGGAGCUGCUGGAGAUCGCGCUCAUCUACGCGGUGCCCAACUUCAACGAGUGCUGGUGGGACCAGUGGAUCCUGGAUGUCCUGGUCUGCAACGCCGUGGGGAUCGAGCUGGGCAUGUACAUAUGCAGGUAUCUGCGGAUCAAAGAGUAUCGCUGGUCGGGCAUCAUGAGUCUCCCAACGCUGCGUAGCAAGAUUAUGAUGCUUUCCCAGUAUCAAGGCGCACUGCAGUGGGAGGACAGCUCCACCAUUGCCAGGUGCCUGCGGGCACAUGCCAUGCUUCUCGUUACCUCUCUGAUUGACUUGAACGGCUUCAUCCUGAAGCUUAACUUGUGGAUCCCGACGGAGCAUCCCGGCAACGUGUGGCGGCCCUUCUUCCUGAUUGCCCUCGCCUUCCCCGCCAUGCGCCAGUUCUACCUCUACAGCGUGGAUCGGGACCGGGCCGGCGCCGCGAGGCACCGCUUUGGCUCGCAGAUCACGGUCUUCAUCGCCAUCGCCUUGACGGAGGUGGCUUUGUGGCUCAAGACGCUGCCGCCGGAUCUUCCAAAGGCGCCCUUGCCCAACAAGGUGGCGUGUGGGGCUUUCCUCUUGGCCUACUGCCUCUUCCUCGGUGCCAUGAUGUUGCGGAUGGCUCCGGAGCCCCCGGAGCGCAAGGUGUCGGCCGAGUAUGACCUCUUCAACCAGGGCUCUGCGGUGAAGUACUUCGAGGACCUCUUCUACGAGCCCAGCCCUGGGCAGCUGAAGCCCUCGCUGAACGACUCGCAGCUGGAGGAGGUGGAGGCGCUGAGACACCAGGCAUAUGCGCACCCGGUGCUCGCGCUGGCGGGCGCACAGGUGCUCUACAUGUUCGCCUGGUUCAAGAGCACCGGGGAGAUCCUGCGCGAGAACAUCGUCUCCGCCGCGGAGCUCUUCGAGCGGAGCAUCUACGUCAGCGACUGCCGGCCCCAGAACGCCUACGAGGUCUGGCACGACAACGCUUGCGACAUCAGGUGGACGCACGCCAUCUUGCUGUACCACUGGCUUGCCCAGACGGAGCUGUCCCCACAGCAGCAGCUGUACCAGCAGAAGUCUCAGGAGCUGUUGGAGGGCAUCAGGUCGGUGAAGAAGUACGAGAGUGCCAGGCAAGUGUGGGCCAGCCCGGCCCACGUGAACUUCAACUCCAUCAUCUUCGCGGGAAGGCCCUCGAGGCCCAUUUGGGAUACCAAAGAGCUCCCGUUGGGCACCUGGCUGGAGGAGAACCACCCCAUCUUCAAGGCCGAGUUGGAGGCCAUCCUGAAUGAGCCCAACGACAUCUUCGGGCAGCUGAUGCAGCUGGACCCCUCCAGGGAGCACUUGGCCACCCCUGGGGGCUGGGACACGCUGCGGAUCGUGCGCUACCACCACUGGUACGACGUCUUUUGCCAAGUGGCACCCAGGACUUGCGAGCUGAUCAAGACGCGGCCCGAGAUCAACGACUGCAAGUUCAUGAACGUGAAUUACGUGCGGCUGAACCCGGGGACGCACCUGAAGCCCCACUAUGGCAACGGUCCUCGGCUCUCGGCCCACCUCUCUGUGCUGGCGCCGGAGCCCAUGAAAGCGGGCCUCACCGUAGCAGACCAGCGGCGUUUGUGGGUGGAGGGUGAGGCGAUCCUUUUCGACGACACCUAUCCGCACAUGGUGAGCCAUUGGGGUGAGAAGCCCCGUUAUGUGAUUUUGGUGUGGUUCUGCCACCCCUGCGACACCGGCAACGCUUACCGGGUGCCGGGACGGCCUUCCGCGGCGCUAGAUGCUGAUGACAUGGCGCUGCUGGGCAAGAAGGAGGCGCCGGAACGACCUGGAUGUGAAGCCGAAAGCGGCCGCGCCCGCCCCGGCGCCGGGCGCGCCAGGCGCGCCAGGCGCGCCGCCGCUCCGGGCGCGGGGCCGCCCGGCGAGGGCCGUCCGCCGGGCAAGCGCUGGCCUGCUGGCCUCGCGCAGCGCUUGGCGCGGGCAGCGGCGGGGACGUUGGGCGGGGAGGGGAGGCCCCCUGCUGAGCCGCUGGGGCGGUGCCAGCUGGUGGGCUUCUGGGGCAGCGGGGAGGAGAUCACCCAGGACAUGCGCUGGGAUGGGACGCAGUACUCCUGCAUUCUGGAGAUCCCUUGUAACGAGGACGCGCUAUUUCAGGUGCAGACGGAGACCGGGCGCUUGUACCCCAGCCUGGAGGGCGCCAACCCUUCGCUGCGGCAUGAGCUACUGGGGCCCGACUUGGCGCACCAGGACCGCGCCUGGUUCCUGGGCUCCGCCUCCGGCGCGGUGUUGGGCGCGGUUUUGGGCGCGGUGCGGCGCGCGGAGGUCUUCGUGGCCUGCCCCAAGGGCUGCGCGGUGGCCCUGGGCUGGCGGCGCCUCGACUCGAUUCAGGGGCAGAAGGCUGAAGAAGAUGACUUUCAGGCGCUGGGGGCUUGGCGUAUCUCGGGGCACCUGGGCCGGGGGAAGCAGGGCGCCACGGUGUACACCUGCCGCUGGCCGGGCUGCGGCCUGGGCGGGGUGGCGGCACUGAAGUUCCCCCUGGAGGCGGAGGAGCUGGAGCUCUACGCGCGGCUGGUGGAGGUGCCGGGGCUGCCGGAUCUGCUGGACUUCGGGCGGGUGCACUUCGAGGGAGUGCGAGGCGUCUAUAUGGCAAUGUCCAAAACGGAGCCUUGCCUGGACACUUUGCUCAGAGGCCAGCUGCACAUCCAGGACUCCUCUCAGCGGGUGCUGGGGCGCUUGUCCUGGCCCGUGGCGGCCGGGCUGGGCCGCCAGCUGCUGCAGACCUUGCGCCAGAUCCACGGGAAGCAGAUCCUGCACUGCGACCUGAAGCCGGGGAACGUGCUGCUGAAGCAGGAGGCGCCUUGGGCCCAGCUCAUCGACUUCGGGCGCGCGGGGUACAUGGGCCGCACCAGCUUCGAGCGGGGCCACGGGGGCAUGCGGGACUUCAUGUCCAUCAAGGCGGGCCUCGAGGGGGGUCCCCGCACCGCCGCGGACGACGUGGAGUCCCUGGGCUGGCUGCUGUUGCGGUGCCUGCUGGGGGGCUUCCCCUGGAGCGCCAAGGUGAAGGCGAACCCCAACGAGAGCUGGGAAGAAGGGGGCCAGCGUGUGGCACGAGACAAGAUCCGAUUUCUCGAAGAGGGGACGAGGGUGGUGCCUCCGGAGUACCGCUUCUGCCCUGCGCCGCUCCUGGCGUUCCUGCGCCGCGCCCGGAAGGCCUCUGGCAAUAACCUCGCAGACGCGGAGUAUGAGGUGCUCGCAGGCCUGUUGAGCGACGAGGAUUCGACCAAAAAGUGGGAGACCUUUGUGACCAGCUACUACGAGGCCCGCGAUGCCGGCAUCCUCCCGAAGGGCAUGUGGCCCUACGCAGGAGUGGCCAACCUGCACUGGCUGUUUGUGGCUGAUGGUGCGGGGUUGGAGCCCAAGCGCUUGCGCGUGCAGCCCGGGCUUUUGCUGCGGCUCACUGGCCAGACUGUGGAAAAGGAUGAGUGUGUCUGGAUGGAGUUCGACCCCGUGUGGGUGCCCGGCCUGGCCAGCGAGCUGCUGCGGCCUGGCUGGGUGCUGGCGGUCGGGCCGCCGCCGGGAGGAGGGCGCUCCGAAUCCUGGCUGGAAUGGCGCUUGGAGUUCCCGGUCGUGGAGAACGUGAAGGGGGUUUUGACCAGCGCAGACUGAAGAAAGCCGUGCCAAAGCUGGCGGCCUUCCUUUUGCUGAGCUGAGGCCCCAUUGAAGCCC
Messenger RNA from Effrenium voratum, 4353 nucleotides. NCBI's taxonomy places the organism in Eukaryota, Dinophyceae, Suessiales, Symbiodiniaceae. The record is from the annotation of a GenBank genome assembly.